CUUCAGCAUAUACGCAGCAGCAGAGCAGAGGAAGAAAGGGAUUCCCGGCUUGUUUUUGAGGAAGGAGCUUCGCAUCUAGGGUUUGAGAGAGAGAGAGAGAGAGAGAGAGAUGGCUGAGAAGGGAUUGUCGCAGAAAGAGGCGGAUAUACAGAUGAUGCUCGCGGCGGACGUGCAUCUGGGCACCAAGAACUGCGAUUUCCAGAUGGAUCGCUACGUCUUCAAAAGAAGAACCGAUGGUAUCUUUAUCAUAAACCUUGGUAAAACAUGGGAGAAACUUCAACUUGCUGCUCGAGUUAUUGUUGCCAUUGAAAACCCACAAGACAUCAUUGUUCAAUCUGCCAGACCUUAUGGCCAGAGAGCUGUUCUGAAAUUUGCACAAUACACUGGCGCUCAUCCAAUUGCGGGGCGACACACACCGGGGACCUUCACAAAUCAGCUUCAGACGUCAUUCAGUGAACCCCGUCUUCUUAUCCUGACUGAUCCCAGAACUGAUCAUCAGCCUAUUAAGGAAGCUGCACUUGGAAACAUUCCAACCAUUGCUUUCUGUGAUACUGAUUCACCUAUGCGGUAUGUCGAUAUUGGAAUUCCUGCCAAUAACAAGGGGAAACACAGCAUCGGUUGUCUUUUCUGGCUGCUAGCAAGGAUGGUUCUGCAGAUGCGUGGCACUAUUCUUCCUGGGCAGAAGUGGGAUGUAAUGGUAGAUUUGUUCUUCUACAGGGAGCCUGAGGAGACCAAGGAACAGGAGGAGGAAGAGCCUGUUGGAGUUCCUGAUUAUACAGCAACUGCACUUGGGCUAUCCGGCGAUCAAUGGCCCAGCCAGAUCAGUGAUACGCAGUGGGUUCCAGACGUGGUUGCACCUCCCUCUAUUCCUGCAGUGCCUGAGGUUGACUGGACGCCAGCUGCAGUUGUGUCAGGCGAUGGAUGGGACGCGGCUGUGGCACCACCAAUAGUUGCUGCUGGGAUAGAUGUCAUUCCUCCUACCAUUGUGCCUUCAGGCUGGGAGUAGGAGAAAGAGCUUUCUGUAUCCAUGUUGGAUUUUGUAUCCUAAAACUCAACUCAAAAUAGCCUCUCUUUUUCUUUUUCUUUUUCUUUUUUUUUCUUUUUUUUUUUUUAAAUCCUAUAGUAAUUAGUAUAGAUAUGUGAAUUUUUCUUGGGCUCUUGUACAUGGCCCCCUUAUUUUUUU
Messenger RNA from Magnolia sinica, 1183 nucleotides. Its product is annotated as small ribosomal subunit protein uS2-like. The record is from RefSeq and is a predicted model, not a curated record. Gene Ontology annotation, molecular function: structural constituent of ribosome. Bases 110 to 1006 code for a protein of 298 amino acids. Lineage: Eukaryota; Viridiplantae; Streptophyta; Magnoliopsida; Magnoliales; Magnoliaceae. Gene Ontology annotation, cellular component: 90S preribosome; ribosome; cytosolic small ribosomal subunit. The transcript has 5 exons. Gene Ontology annotation, biological process: ribosomal small subunit assembly; cytoplasmic translation.